Molecule: messenger RNA, 4088 nt
Organism: Symbiodinium sp. CCMP2456
Lineage: Eukaryota; Dinophyceae; Suessiales; Symbiodiniaceae
Source: the annotation of a GenBank genome assembly
GAUGAGCUGGAGUACGUCUUCGGCAAGAUCCCGGGACUUCCUUCCAAGGCCCACGUUGGGUUGUCAACGUUGGCCAUGGGAGACCUUAACGCUUGCGAGUACGCCCAGGCCAGUCACCUCGGUGUGUUGUACCAGGGGCAGGUCUUUGCCUCGUCUGAGCUGUUGUCUUUAGCUGCACCAGUGCCGCGGGGACCGUGCAUGGUUGGAGUCAUCAUUGACGACCUCAUUGUUCUCGAAAGGCUGGUUACCUCUUCUUCUUCUUCAGGACUCGCAGCUGAGACUGAGGCCGAUGUGCGCAUGUCUCGUGCCGAUGCGGCUUACGAUCAGGCCAAGUUGCUUACGAACCCGGCCAAGGGCUUUCAGAACGAGGCCACUUCAAAGUUUUGGGGGAUUGAGCUGGAUGGCGACCGGGCUAUUGUUCGGCCUUCGCGCACCAGGCUGUGGCCCGUCAUCGCCGUGUCGGUUCGGGUGGCUCUCCUGGGCGUUACAACCGUUGGGCUCUUGAAGGCCCUUUGCGGAUCUUGGACAUCGCUGGCCCUACUCAGGCGCAGGAUCCUGGCCAUGAUGAGCCUCCUCUUCGCUGCUGCCGACAGCGGGGAGCCUGCUGACAUCGUCCGCCUUUCCCCGGAGCUUAAGAGCGAGCUGCUGGCGCUAGCAAGCUUAGGUCCUGUGAUUGCCGUCGACCUCCGCGCCGAGCCCGCCGACUUCAUCUCUGCGACUGACGCUUCAACUUGGGGAGGCGCGGGUGUAAGGGCCAAGGUUCCGAGGAAUAUGGUGCUUGAGUUUUGCCGUCACUCCCUCUACAAGGGCACUUGGACGCAUCUUUUACCCCCAGGGCAUGCAUGGCUUCGGGAACAUGACCAGCUUUUGCCUUCUGAAGAGCUCCCGGGGGAAGGCCACUUCGAGCCUAAUCUGUUGGCCAGUCUCCUUGCCACUCGGCUGCCUUAUGUUGAGCGAUGGCGGAGGAAGUAUCAUGGGCCCGAACAUAUCAACUGCAAAGAAGUCCGAGCUUACCUUCAGGACGAAUCCUAUGCUGCUCGAUCAGGCGAGCGCAUUCGGCUUUUGACGGGCCUUGACUCUCAGGUUUCGCUUGGAGCAUUGAUCAAAGGGAGAUCAUCGUCAGGUGCCUUGAACGACAUGUUGGAGGCAUCUCUCGGCCCGUACCUCGGAUGUGGGCUGUACCCCCACUUCAUGUAUUUCCUCAGCGAGCUGAACCCUAGCGACGGUCCUACUCGAGGACGUGACCCACCUUUACCUCUCGGGCCUCUUCCUGACUGGUGGUCUCAACUCGCUGAUGGCUUGACUGAGCCUUUCGAUGCGUGGAUGCUUAAGGUUGGUGCAGCUCGUCCCGGGUUUUCCUUUGAACAUUUGGACCGCGACGGCGGCCUGGGCGCUGCGACUCCCAAGCCCCUUCAUGCCGAAGUUUUUCGGGUCGAAGCUACCCCGCUGGCUCCCGAGGUUGAUGGAGGCUCUUGCUGCCUUAGGCUUGGCGGCUUCUCUUUCCCUCUUCGGCAGUUUAAGUUCGGUGGCUUGGCCCCUGACCUCGGCGAGCCGGGCUACCUUGACCUCUUCGCUGGCGCUGGAGGAGUUGGCAGUGCGCUGGUGAAGCUUGGCGCUCCUUGGGUCCUCUCUUUUGACCUGAGGUGGAGCCCUGACCAAGACCUCCUGGACCCAGCUGUGCAAGCUCGGAUUGAGACCUUGAUUUCAUCUGGAUGUUUUCGGGCGAUUGGCAUGGCUCCUCCGUGCAGCUCCUUCUCAAGCGCUGUGACGCCUGCUGUCCGAAGCUGUCGUUUCCCCAAGGGCCUUCCCUGGCUUAAGGGUGAGAUGAGAAAGAAGGCGGCGGAGGGGAAUGAGCUCGCGGCGUGGUGCCUCAAGUUGCUGGAGCUGUGUGAGCGCUCUAAGGUUGGCUGGUGGCUGGAACAGCCGGAUACGUCUUGGAUGUGGCGGCUGCCUGGCUUCAAGCGGUUUCGGCCUCCUUCGUCUACGUCGACGUGGCGGGUGGACUUCUGCUACUUUGGGACUCCUUGGCGCAAGCGGACUAAGAUUGCCUGCUCGAAUGAACUGUCGGGCCGGCGACUCUUUUGCCGAUGCCUGGUGCCGCAUGUUCUUCUACGCGGUCGCUGCCCCUACUCUGGCGUGGCGAGGACAGCUGUGGCUCAGCCCUACCCCAAGGCGUUCGCUACAGCUCUGGCUCAUGGAAUCGCUCGGGAAGCUGGAUGGUGCGACUCGCGGCGCAGUUUGGACAUUCCUGGUUGCGCAAGGUGCUCGCAUUUUCGCAUUGGGGAGGCCUCCCAUCCUGGCCCUCGACGAGCUCGUCGUCCUCGAGAAGGAGACCUGGAGUUCAAGCCGGUGCAGAGUGCCGCAACGCUGUACUACGAGGCCAAGCUUUGGGAGGACUUCGUCCGGUGGUGCUCCUGUCUCUCCGACUGUCUGCUCGUCUUCUCUCUCUGUCCAGUCUUAGCUGCCAUGGCCCUCCGCGCCUACGGAAACUUCUGCUACGGUGCGGGGAAAACUCUUUCGGGGUUCAGGCACACGAUCAUCGCUGCUCAGCGCCGGUUGUUGGGCUGCAAGCCUUUUCUGCAGCUGGCCUGGGAGAUGGUUUCUCGGUGGGAAGCUUUGGAACCUCCUGUGCACCGUUGCCCUGUGCCUGAGCCUCUGGUUAAAGCUAUGGUCUUUCUGGCCAACGCGUGGGGCAUGGAGCGAUGGGCUGCCAUAGCCCUUCUCUCCUUCUACGGACUGGCUCGUGUCGGCGAAGUACUCAGGUGCAAGAGAAGUGACUUGCUUUUUCCUGCCGAUUUGCUGGACAAGGACGUCGGGGGGAUUUUUCUUAACUUCAGGGUUUCAAAGACCGCAGCGCGCGGUCGGCCGAAGGUGCAGCACACGAAGAUCACAGACUCGAGCGCCCGAGCCUGGCUGACUCACUUACUGCAGUCACUGCCUCAGAGUGAGCCUUUGUGGCCUGGCUCACCAGGCUCUUUUCGCUACAGGUGGGAUCUGCUUUUGCGCUGGCUUGAUGUGCCUCGAGUGCUGUCGUUAACCCCUGGCGGGUUAAGGGGAGGUGGCGCUGUGCAGCGCUAUCGCGCUGGCAUGUCGCCCACUGAUCUUCAGUGGCUCAUGCGCCUCAAAAAUUUUGGGACGUUAGAGCACUACUUACAAGAACUGGCCGCGGUUUCUGCCCUUACGGACGUUUCAGCCACGGGGCGGAGCCGCAUCCAGACGGGCGCUGCUCUUUACGACCUGCUCGGACUUUCGGACUGCCGCCUUGUGCGGCGACAGCAGUGGAAGAAGAAGAAGCAGCUUUUCAGCUGCCUCGUCUGCUCUUUAAGGGUCUACGACGGCGGGCGGCAGGUGGUGAACUCCUUGUGUGACCGCCUGGAAUUCUAUGCUUUUGCGGCCGGGGAUAUCAUCAUUCGCCAGGGGGAGCAGGGGGACCACCUCUUCAUUACGGAGGCGGGGGACCUGGAGGUGUCCAUCGAUGGCAAAGUGAUCAAUUCGAUGGGCCCAGGUGAUGCCUUCGGAUGCAUGGCGCUGCUGUAUAACGUUCCGCGUUCCGCCACGGUGACAGCCAAAGAGGAUGCUGGCCUGUGGCUCUUAGGCGGCAGCUACUUUCGCAAACUCGUGCGCGAGCACUCCGAAAAGACCCAGAAGGAAAACCUGCGGCUUCUCGAGCAAGUGCACGUUCUGGAUGGACUGUCCAACGCGCAGAAGUCGCACGUGGGAUCUGUAGCGCUGCUCAACGAAACCUUCACAGCAGGGUCGGUGGUGGCGGAGUCCGGGGAGGAGUGCAAGCGGCUGUGGGUUGUGAAGAGGGGCACCCUCAGCGUCGUGGAUGGCGGGGAGCGGAUUGGCAAGAAGCUGUCCGGGGGCGACAAGGUCCGCGAGGUGGGUGCAGGCGGCUGCUUUGGCGAGCAGUAUCUCAAGAUCGAUGCCUCCAAGAGGAUCGAGGUAAACCUAGUUGCUGCAACUGACUGCGAUGUGGUCUGCGUGCUGAUCGACAAGCUGGCAUCUCUUCUAGGUGAGGGGGAUGUGGCCCAGCUGCUUGAAAGGGCAUACGCGACCGAGCUGCAGAGCACGGCUUCACCAAACCA